AUGAGCGCCUGGAAGAGCUCCAUGGUCAAGAUGGAAGCUCUGCUGACAGGAACUUCUCAGGCGAUCCAGCCUGGGAAACUACUGCUGGUAGCCUACUCCUGGCAUCUGUUCCCGCACAUCUUGGCCACAAUUUCGGGCAUGGACCUAAUCACUCAGGCCGACUUGGUCUUUUCCCUUAGUACCACAGUCACAGUCGGGUUGGAAGAAAGCCCGGUGAUGAAGAAGGCGAACAGUAUCUACUGGUCUCUACCACUGGCCCGCGUCCGGUAUGCCCUCGGAUCCAAAAGAAAGCUUGAUCAAUUCCUGGCCUUCUCGGGUUAUCGAAGGUGGCUGUGUGCUGGAGGUGGCUCGCAGGAAGAGUUUGAACAAGUGCAUCAAGCGUUUUACCGCUACCGUCAAAAUCCUGGCUACGACGAUCUCGAGAAUUUGAUCAGUCUAGAGCAGGAAAUGUUUCCUGAUGAGAUCGAACGAAAGGCGGUAGUUGAAGAUUACCUCUCGCGCAAGGCACGAUAUGAAUAUCAUGGGGAAGAGGUUCUUAAACGAGAUCUCCGACUCGACGAUUUCGGACGUCAAUGCGAGCCAUCUGACGACCAUCUAUGUCAUGCGAAGAUCCCUCAUUAUAUACUUUUCUAUGGCGACGAAGACUCAACGGGUUUUUUUGUUCUUGAUGAUUCACCCAAUAAUCUUACGAAAGAUUGGAUGGCCAGGUGUGACAUGCGGCAUUUCACUGCCCUUGUGGAGGCUCAAGGCAUCUCUGCUAGUGCUUUCGCAUGCGAGCUAUAUGAAACCCUGCAAACGCCCCAACUGUCAGGAGUCGGGAGUGCUGUCACGAGUGGUCAUUCCCACAUUACGCUCAAGGCCGUCUUCACCAUGAAUGAAACUCUAUAA
This is a messenger RNA of Aspergillus saccharolyticus JOP 1030-1, 888 nucleotides long. RefSeq lists its product as uncharacterized. The transcript has 2 exons. Lineage: Eukaryota; Fungi; Ascomycota; Eurotiomycetes; Eurotiales; Aspergillaceae. The record is from RefSeq and is a predicted model, not a curated record. Bases 1 to 888 code for a protein of 295 amino acids.